This is a messenger RNA of Ilyonectria robusta, 2219 nucleotides long. RefSeq lists its product as uncharacterized. The transcript has 2 exons. Bases 57 to 2039 code for a protein of 660 amino acids. Lineage: Eukaryota; Fungi; Ascomycota; Sordariomycetes; Hypocreales; Nectriaceae. Gene Ontology annotation, molecular function: FAD binding; oxidoreductase activity. The record is from RefSeq and is a predicted model, not a curated record.
CGACUAGACCGAGUGACUGUUGGAUACUACCCACCUUGCAUCCUCGCGUGGCCACCAUGUCCGUCACCCGGUUCCUCACAUACGCCGCACUUGCUGGCGCGGCCUUUGCCCAGACAAUUGUUGUCGAUGGCGAGGAAAUCGAUGCUGAUGACGCCGUCAUCGCUCCCGCUGCUGAGGAGAUGAUGAGCUCCUCCAGCAACGCCACGGCAGCUCUCUUCAAUGACGAGACCAUCCAGCUCACUGACGCUGUCCUGGCCAACCUCACAGACCUCGAACUGUCUCACAUCGAUCUGUUCCAGUUCGACGAUGACAGCGAGGCGACCGUGAAGAGGCGGAGCGCCUUUGGCAGCUGCAAGACUGCCCCCGGCGAUGCUCUCUUCCCCAGCCCAUCCGUCUGGAAGGUCUUUAGCCUUCUGACCGGCGGUGCUGUCCAGAAGACGGUCCCCUUCGCCUCGGUCUGCUACCACAACUUUGGCAACUAUGAUGCCGCCGAGUGCGAGUAUAUCUCCAACAACUGGUACAACGGCUCUUACAUCCAGACCGAGGACCGCACUGCCAUCAAUGCAAUUCUCUUCGAGGACCUCACCUGCGUGCCCCCCAGCCUCUUCACUGCUGGCACUAGCUGUGAGAUUGGCGGUCACCCCCUGUACAGCAUUGAUGCCACUUGCGUCUCUCACAUCCAACUUGCCAUCAACCUGGCCCGCAGCUUGAACCUCCGUCUUGUCGUCAAGAACACCGGCCACGACUUCGGUGCCAAGUCUACCGGAUACGGUGCUCUGUCCAUCUGGACUCACAACCUCAAGUCGGUCCAGUUCUACAAGUCUUACAAGCAAGGCAGCUACAAGGGCCCCGCCUUCAAGAUGGGUGCUGGUGUCCAGGCCUACGAGGCUUACAAGGCUGCCUACGACAACGGCGUCACCAUUGUUGGUGGAGAGGGCCAGACCGUCGGUGUCAUGGGUGGGUAUAUCCUCGGCGGUGGCCACUCUCCUCUCUCUGGAAUCUACGGUCUUGCUUGCGAUCAAGUCCUGGCCUUUGAAGUUGUCACUGCCGAUGGCCGCUUCGUCACUGCCAGCGAGCAGAGCAACCCCGAUCUCUUCUGGGCUCUCCGCGGCGGUGGUGGCGGCACUUACGGUGUCGUGACAUCCGCUAUUGUUAAGGCCUACCCCAAGAUCAAAGCUGUUUCGACCAUGACCUUCACUCUCACCUCUGGUACUGGCAAUGUCACCGAUGCCAUGUUCUGGAAGGCCGUCCACAGCUACUGGAAGCGCUUCCCUGAGUGGGCCCGCGACAACGCCAACUACGAGUACUUCAUCAUUUCUAACAUUGGAACUGGUUUCAACUUUGCCAUGUCUCCCUGGUUUGCUCCCGGCAUGACUGUGGCUCAGCUCAAGGCACUUGUCGCUCCCAUGUUCGCCGAGUGGGCCGAGAUUGGCAUUGAGAUUGAACCCGUGUACAAGGAGUACACCGACUUCUACCCUGCUUGGAAGAACUCUUUCCCUCUUGAACCUUGGGGUUCCUCCACUAUCCGCCAGGGUAGCCGUCUCUUCCCCUCUAACAACUGGGCGAACGACACCAUCAUCGAGGACACCCUUGAGGUUGUCAAGGGUACUAUUGAGGACGGCUGCUACUUCAUCGGCUUCAACACUUUCACUGGUGUCAAGGGAUACCCCAACAAUGCCGCUAACCCUGCCUGGCGCACUGCAUUGCUCCACGGUAUCGGUGCUACCUUCUGGGCCGAUGAUGCUGAUGAGGCUACCAAGAAGGCCGCCUCCGACAAGCUCACAGACAACUACGUCGCCAAGUGGCGUGCCAUCACCCCAGGCGCGGGUGCAUACAUGAGUGAGUCGGAUUACAGAGAGCCCGACUUCACCCAGUCUUUCUGGGGUUCCAACUAUGAGAUGGCUCUUUCGAUGAAGGAGAAGUGGGAUCCCCGUGAAGUCUUCUACGCCACCAAUGCCGUUGGCUCGGAGAAGUGGGAGCUUCAGGACAAGAUCUGGGGCAACCUCCCCAACCAGAACAGCAAGCUCUGCCGUGCGUAAAUAAUGUACUGUGAUUGGGGUGACGCGCUGGUGUAACUAUGGAAUCUCCAGUUCAUAUGCCUCGGCGAAUAUGACGCUGGGGGAGUGUAUAAAGACAAUCAUGUAUAUAACCGGUAUAUGGGACAACUUAAAUUUCCUCCUGUACAUAAAUUAUUAGACAAUUAUCAAUUAUACCUUUAA